Messenger RNA from Micropterus dolomieu (smallmouth bass), 1330 nucleotides. It is a transcript of the gene txndc15, whose product is annotated as thioredoxin domain containing 15. Gene Ontology annotation, cellular component: cilium. Gene Ontology annotation, biological process: cilium assembly. Bases 100 to 1155 code for a protein of 351 amino acids. NCBI's taxonomy places the organism in Eukaryota, Metazoa, Chordata, Actinopteri, Centrarchiformes, Centrarchidae. The record is from RefSeq and is a predicted model, not a curated record. The transcript is spliced from 6 exons.
AUCUCGAAACAUCCUAUCCUACAAGCCGAACAACAUCACCUCACGUCUCAACAUGUCGUGAUCACAGUUCAUAUUUGUAUCCGGCUAAAUUAGAAAAAUAUGACGGGGAAUUUGAACAAACUUCACAUCUCUUAUGUCUUAUUAUGUAUGUUGUGUCAUUUUGAUCUAUCGAGGUUUUCGUCUGUGAGCGCACAGGAGAAUGAUGAGUCACCAGAGCUCAUGUUGUCAAAAGAUGCAGUGUCCGACUUGGAGAACAUUCCCAAGUUUGUGGAGUCAGAAGACUUGGACUCUCUACCAAAGAGGCAGUUCAAGACAGCUGAGAUCGCAGAUGCUGUGAUGGGUACUGAAGCUCCAAUUGAUCCAUCUGACAUUGAGUCCCUCUUCCCCAAAAAUGUGAAAGACUUUCAGUCAGGCUUCUCCCCGCCUUGUGAUGACAGCAGUGGCCAGUGUGGUUCACCUGUUCUGGCUGUGAAAGGAGCGUCUCUGGAGGAGAAGAGCACUGAAUCAUCACAGCAGGUCACCCUUGAAAUAGUGCAUGCUGACAACACACCAACUGAGGAGCAGAACGUCACAGAGACCGCCAAGACGUACAAGGUGAAUUGUGAUAGGAGGAACAUCACAGGGAUGGACACUUUUACCGUGCAGGUCCUCAACGCUUCACAGGACCUGAUGGAUUUCCUGAAUGCUAACAGCACAGAGUGCUCUGUAGUGCUGUUUUUCACUGCCUGGUGCCAGUUCUCAGCCAGCCUAGCACCUCACUUCAAUGCCCUGCCCCGAGUCUUUCCCAGCAUGCACUUCUUGGCGCUGGAUGCCUCACAGCACAGCAGUCUCUCCACGAGGUUUGGGACCGUGGCAGUGCCCAACAUCCUGCUGUUCCAGGGUGCCAAGCCCAUGGCUCGCUUCAAUCACACUGACAGAACGCUGGAGACACUCACCUCCUUCAUCGCUAACCAGACAGGGUUUGAAACCACCGCCGACAAAACCGUGAUGGAUUCAGAUCAUCUCGGCCCCCUCCCUAGCGUCCCGGUGAAGAGCAUCGACUGGCUGCUGGUCUUCUCUAUCCUCUUCAUCGCGGGCUUCACCACAUACGCCAUCCUGCGGACAGAGAGCAUUCGCUGGCUCAUCCCGGGACAGGAGCACGAACAUCAGGACUGAAAACACACACACACACAGACUGCAAAUCAUUGGAUGUAAACGAUUAUUUGAUGAACAAUUUAGUUUGUUAAUAAAUUCAACAGUUGCUAAUUUACAUAUGUUUUUAACUUGUUUGAUAAACAAAUUAAUGCAUGUGAGCCAUUGUGACUUAUAAUAAAGAAUAUAAUGAUUUGUA